AACAUUUUUGGGCUCGAAAGAAUCCUUUUUUAGACAUUUUUCGUCCUUCGGCUCUUAAUUUUGUAAUUUUAUUUUUCUUUUUUAAGAAAUCCAGUCAAGACGGCCACCGCGAAUUCAGAGAGCAAACACCCUGCGGAAUCUCAUGCCACAAUAUCCCAAUUUCGAGGUUAUCUCAACAUGACAUCUUCUUCUGCGCAGUCAUUGCAUAUAUUUCUAGCCAUGUCUACCGAUUUUCGAGCCUUUUAUCAGUUUUUCGCUGCCACCUUCCCCAACACCCUCUUAAUCCAUUCGAGCUUUUCCGGUUUCGAGCCCUCCUCCAUUCUCUCGAGAAACUUUCUGGGCUCCGACUGCCCUUUCGUCGUGCCCCCUUGGUUUUGGAAUUACCAUCGUUGGGCCUUUCGAUAUGGGAGGUUGUUGCAGUUGCGAGAUUUCGUGUGGAGGCAAGGUGAUUAGGCACAUGGAUGAUAGAGAAUAUGGUCGCCCAGAGCGCGAAGAUAUUGCUUAUGGAGAUUCCGAAGCUCGAAUAAGAUUAAGAGGUUCCUCUAAGUUUGUAUCAAUGUAUUGUCAACAAGGAAGUAAGGGGAUUAACCAAGAUGCUUUAACAGUUUGGGAGGGCUUUUCCGGUGAAAAAGACACGAUCUUCUGUGGUGUGUUUGAUGGUCAUGGUCCAUUGGGACACAAGGUUUCCCAAUAUAUACGUGACAACCUUCCAGCAAAGCUCGCUGAAUCGAUCAAAAUGUCCCAACAGAAGAAGGUCAGCAAACUCUGGGAUCCUUAUCCUCGAGAUAGAAGCAGCCAUGUAAAUGUGUCUGGUCAAAAUGACCAAAACAUGUCCCUUGCUUCAUGGGAGCGCAGCCUUGUCAAGUCUUUCAAUGAGAUGGAUGAAGAUGUUGCUCGAGACAUUAACACUGACAGCUUUUCCAGCGGUACCACUGCUGUAACUGUAAUUCAACAGGGUGACCAGCUGAUAAUUGCAAAUUUGGGAGAUUCUCGUGCAGUUCUUUGCACGAGAGGAGAUAAUGAUGAACUUAAUCCGGUUCAACUCACUGUGGACUUGAAACCUGAUAUUCCAAGCGAAGCUAUGAGAAUCCAAAACUGUGAAGGCAGAGUUUUUUCUGCAGCAGAAGAAUCACAAGUAUACAGAAUAUACAUGCCUGAAGAGGACUGUCCUGGACUCGCCAUGUCAAGGGCCUUUGGAGAUUUCUGCCUUAAAGAUUAUGGCCUCAUCUCAGUUCCUGACGUCUUCUAUAGAAAAAUAACCAAGCUGGAUGAAUUUGUAGUGUUGGCAACUGAUGGGGUUUGGGAUGUGCUAUCUAACGCUGAAGUGAUAAGCAUAGUUGCUUCAGCGCCAAGGUCUAUGGCAGCAAAAAUGUUAGUAAGGCAUGCUGUUUCGGUCUGGAGAUACAAGCAUCCCAAUGCCAAGAUCGAUGAUUGUACAGUGAUAUGCUUGUUCCUGCAUGAACAGCCUACUUUACCCGAUUCUCCAUCUGCUAGGAGCAACAUACGUCAAGGGAAGAACCUUAGAAAUGAAGGUACUGAAAGUUUGGUAGAUGAUGACAAGAGUUCUGUAAUAACAUUAGGGCAGGAAUUGGAUGGUCGUGGAAGAUUGUCUAGAGCCAACUCUGUAUCAUAUUCAAAAUACCCACGACUCUCUACGGUUGUGAGUAGAAAAUCUUCUCAGUGCGUUGAUGGGGUCGUUGAAGUUCAGUAGCCCUGCAUUUCAAAUUCAGUUAUGCAAAUAAGACUAUUGUUACAAGGUGGAAGAGAACAUGUUGGGGUUGGAGAUUGAGGCUCCACUUUAUAAUUCCACAUGAAAUAGUGGAUUAAAUCAGGCAAAAGCGCGCAUAGAUGUAAUAAUCGUUGUCUCCUCAAAACACUUCCAGGGGGCACCAUAACGGCAAGACCUGAACAUAGAAAAAAGAAAGGGAAAAUGGAGGAAGGCAUUUUGUAACAGCUGCAUCUGUACAGAAACAUAAUGGCAGUCGUAAAGAGUAAGACUUGUGUCAUAUUGAUCACAAAAAGAUGAAAAACUAAAACAUCAUCGAUGACCAAUUAGGUUAUAUAUUUGGUAAAUAUUUUUCUUUUUAAUCAUAAGGAUCAACUUAGGUUUGCAAUAGCAUCGAUAAAAAUUGAUUUCAAUGGCUACAUGAUUUAAAAAAAAAAAAAGCUCAUAGCGCAUUGCAUUGACAAAA
This is a messenger RNA of Prosopis cineraria, 2192 nucleotides long. Its product is annotated as probable protein phosphatase 2C 65. The record is from RefSeq and is a predicted model, not a curated record. Gene Ontology annotation, biological process: protein dephosphorylation. The coding region runs from base 404 to 1711 and encodes 435 amino acids. The transcript is spliced from 5 exons. Gene Ontology annotation, molecular function: protein serine/threonine phosphatase activity. NCBI's taxonomy places the organism in Eukaryota, Viridiplantae, Streptophyta, Magnoliopsida, Fabales, Fabaceae.